Molecule: messenger RNA, 1101 nt
Organism: Penicillium argentinense
Lineage: Eukaryota; Fungi; Ascomycota; Eurotiomycetes; Eurotiales; Aspergillaceae
Product: cyclin-dependent serine/threonine-protein kinase phoA
Exons: 3
Coding region: 1-1101 (366 amino acids)
Biological process (GO): protein phosphorylation
Cellular component (GO): nucleus; cytoplasm
Molecular function (GO): cyclin-dependent protein serine/threonine kinase activity; ATP binding
Source: RefSeq, a predicted model, not a curated record
AUGGAGCGCCUCAGGGAUUCUGCAGCUCGCCCUUUAAAGUCCGCAUCCACGCUUGUCUCGCCCGGUUCCUUUCUUUUCCAUUCCAAUCCCCGGCCCGAGCAACGUCCUCCACCGCCCCCUCGGAAGAUGGACAAGCAACAGCCCAGUUCCUUCCAGCAGCUGGAAAAGCUCGGCGAAGGCACUUAUGCCACUGUCUUCAAAGGGCGCAAUCGCCAAACGGGCGAGAUGGUGGCGCUGAAGGAAAUCCACCUCGACUCCGAAGAAGGAACGCCGUCGACCGCCAUUCGUGAGAUCUCACUGAUGAAGGAGUUGAAGCACGACAGCAUCGUCUCGCUUUACGAUGUCAUCCACACCGAGAACAAGCUCAUGCUCGUUUUCGAGUUCAUGGACAAGGAUCUGAAGAGAUACAUGGAUACUCGCGGAGACCGCGGCCAGUUGGACCCCGUCACCAUCAAGUCCUUCAUGCACCAGCUGCUGAAGGGAAUCGCUUUCUGCCAUGAGAACCGAGUCCUCCACCGCGACCUGAAGCCUCAGAACCUGCUGAUUAACAAGAAGGGUCAGUUGAAGCUGGGCGAUUUCGGUCUGGCUCGAGCCUUCGGUAUCCCGGUCAACACAUUCUCCAAUGAGGUCGUUACCCUGUGGUACCGCGCACCCGAUGUCCUGCUGGGCAGUCGCACCUACAACACCAGCAUUGACAUCUGGUCGGCCGGCUGCAUCAUGGCGGAGAUGUACACGGGACGUCCGCUCUUCCCGGGUACCACGAACGAAGACCAGCUAUUGAAGAUUUUCCGAUUGAUGGGCACGCCGUCCGAACGCUCCUGGCCCGGUAUCGCCCAGCUGCCGGAGUAUAAGCCCACAUUCCACGUUUAUGCGACGCAAGAUCUCGGCUUGAUUCUCCCGCAGAUUGACCCUCUCGGCCUGGAUCUCCUCAACCGGAUGCUUCAGCUUCGCCCGGAGAUGCGCAUCAGCGCUGCCGAUGCCCUGCAGCAUCCCUGGUUCAAUGACCUGCCCCAGCUUCAGGCUCAAUUACAGCACCAGCAGCAACAGCAGCAGAUGGCUGGUGCGUAUGGAGGAAUGGUUCCCCCUCAGUCUGCAUACUAA